AUGGCGGCCGAGGAGAAAGCCGCCGCCAUCGUCGAGCCGUUGGUGGGCGCCGUGGUGCAGGACACCAACUCCACUCGCUUCCUGGUCUUCAACUCCAAGACGGCGGAAGUGCUCAGCCAUCACCAGGUGGAAGUGGCGCAGGCGUUCCCCCGGGAGGGCUGGGCGGAGCAGGACCCCCAGGAGAUCCUGCAGUCCGUGUACGAGUGCAUGGCCAGGACGUGCGAGAAGCUCCUGCAGCUGAACGUGGACCCGUCCGCCAUCAAGGCCGUGGGGGUCGGCAACCAGCGGGAGACCACCGUGGUGUGGGACCGGCUGACCGGGGAGCCGCUGUACAACGCCGUGCUGGGGCUGGACCUGCGCGCGCAGGCGACGGUGGAGAGCCUGAGCGGGCGGCUCCCGGCCGGCAGCAACUUCGUCCGGGCCCGCACGGGGCUCCCGCUCAGCACCUACUUCUGCGCCGUGAAGCUGCGCUGGCUGCUGGACAACGUGGCGCGGGUGCGGGCGGCCGUGGCCGAGGGCCGGGCGCUGUGCGGCACGCUCGACUCGUGGCUCAUCUGGAGCCUGACGGGCGGCGCCCGCGGCGGCGUGCACGGCACGGACGUGACCAACGCCAGCCGGACGAUGCUCUUCAACAUCCACUCGCUGGAGUGGGACCGCGAGCUCUGCGGCUUCUUCGAGAUCCCCAUGGACAUCCUGCCGAGCAUCUGGAGCUGCUCGCAGAUCUACGGCCGGAUCAGGGCCGGGGCCCUGCAGGGCGUGCCCAUCUCCGGCUGCCUGGGCGACCAGUCGGCCGCGCUGCUGGGGCAGAUGUGCUUCCAGGAGGGACAGGCCAAGAACACGUAUGGCACGGGCUGCUUCCUGCUGUGCAACACGGGCCGCGCGUGCGUGCUCUCCGAGCACGGGCUGCUGACCACGGUGGCCUACAAGCUGGGCCGGGACAAGCCGGUGCACUACGCGCUCGAAGGCUCCGUCGCCAUCGCCGGCGCCGUGGUCCGCUGGCUCCGGGACAACCUCGGGAUCAUAGAGACCUCCAAGGACAUCGAAAAACUCGCCAACGAGGUCGGCACGUCGCACGGCUGCUACUUCGUGCCCGCCUUCUCGGGGCUGUACGCACCGUACUGGGAGCCCAGUGCCAGAGGCAUAAUCUGCGGCCUGACUCAGUUUACCAACAAAUGUCACAUCGCCUUUGCGGCCCUGGAAGCGGUUUGUUUUCAGACCCGGGAGAUCCUGGACGCCAUGAACCGGGACUGCGGGAUUCCGCUGCGUCACCUGCAGGUGGACGGCGCCAUGACCGCGAACCGGCUGCUCAUGCAGCUGCAGGCCGACCUCCUGCACAUCCCGGUGGUCAAGGCCGCGCUGGGCGACACCACCGCGCUGGGGGUGGCCAUGGCGGCGGGAGCCGCGGAAGGCGUCGGCGUCUGGAGCCUCGAGCCCAAGGACCUGGCGGUCGUCCGGACGGAGCGGUUUGAGCCCCAGAUCCAGGCCAGCGAGAGCGAGAGCCGUUACUCCAUGUGGAAGAAAGCCGUGACGAAGUCGAUGGGGUCUGUGCCAGCUCAGUCCCCCGAGGGCGGCGAGCCCACGAUCCUCUCCAGCAUGCCCCUGGGGUUCUUCAUAGUGAGCAGCAUGAUCCUGCUGAUCGGAGCCAGGCACAUCUCGGGCGCGCCGGAGUAACAGCCUCCCCGGGGUCCCAGGACGUGACCUCGUACACCCCGAAAGAAUCCAGCAAUUCUAUCUGCCUCUGGAAGUGCUGACACCAUUGCAGCUUCUGAUUUUUAUUUGCAAAACACUUGCCA
Lemur catta (Ring-tailed lemur) is the source of this 1793-nucleotide messenger RNA. RefSeq names its product glycerol kinase 2 (gene GK2). NCBI's taxonomy places the organism in Eukaryota, Metazoa, Chordata, Mammalia, Primates, Lemuridae. Gene Ontology annotation, biological process: glycerol-3-phosphate biosynthetic process; triglyceride metabolic process; glycerol metabolic process. The coding region runs from base 1 to 1671 and encodes 556 amino acids. Gene Ontology annotation, cellular component: mitochondrion. The transcript has a single exon. The record is from RefSeq and is a predicted model, not a curated record. Gene Ontology annotation, molecular function: glycerol kinase activity.